Molecule: messenger RNA, 3245 nt
Organism: Epinephelus lanceolatus (giant grouper)
Lineage: Eukaryota; Metazoa; Chordata; Actinopteri; Perciformes; Serranidae
Product: zinc-binding protein A33-like
Molecular function (GO): protein binding; zinc ion binding
Source: RefSeq, a predicted model, not a curated record
CCUUCGUCACUGAAGAGAGACACAGACUGAAGGACAGACGAUCAGAUUCACCUUCAGACCAAACUAACAACUUCCUCUGAGUGAGUUCAGCUAAAACUCCAACACUGCUGCUUCAACCUGCUGACACUCCACACACUGAAGCUUCACUCAGAGACUAAAUGGCUUCCAGAUCAGAGGAGGAUCUCUGCUGUCCGGUCUGUCAGGACGUCUUUAGACAUCCUGUUCUUCUGUCAUGUAGCCACAGCUUCUGUAAAGACUGUCUGAAGCGCUGGUGGAAAGACAAACAAACAAAGGAGUGUCCACUUUGUAAGAGAAGAUCUUCAAAAGAACCACCUUUAAACCUGGCGUUAAAGAACCUGUGUGAGGCCUUCUUACAGGAGAGAGAUCAGAGAGCUUCAGAGGCUCUCUGCAGUCUGCACUCUGAGAAACUCAAACUCUUCUGUCUGGACCAUCAGCAGCCAGUUUGUCUCGUCUGCAGAGAUUCAGACAAACACACCAAGCACAGAUUCAGACCCAUUGAUGAAGCUGCACGACAACACAAGAAGGAAGUUGAGGAAACUCUGGAACCCUUAAAGGAGAAGUUAAAGGUUUGUGAACAAGUUAAAGUGAAGUGUGAACAAACAGCAGAACACAUGAAGGUCCAGGCCCGACGCACAGAGAGGCAGAUUAAGGAGCAGUUUAAGAAGAUUCACCAGUUUCUAGAAGAGGAAGAGGAGGCCAGGAUGGCUGCACUGAGGGAGGAAGAGGAGCAGAAGAGUCAGAUGAUGAAGGAGAAGAUGGAGGCUCUGAGCAGAGAGAUAGCAGCUCUUUCAGACACAGUCAGAGCCACAGAGGACGAGCUGAGAGCUGAAGACGUCUCAUUCCUGCUCAACUACAAGGCUGCAGUGGACAGAGUCCAGCAGCGCCCCCUGCUGGAUGAUCCACAGCUGCUCUCAGGAGCUCUGAUAGACGAGGCCAAACACCUGGGCAACCUGACCUUCAACAUCUGGAACAAGAUGAAGGACAUGGUCUCUUACACUCCUGUGAUCCUGGAUCCAAACACUGCUUGUCCAUAUCUCAUCCUGUCUGAAGAUCUGACCAGUGUGAGACGAGCAGAGGAGGAGCAGCAGCUUCCUGAUAAUCCAGAGAGGUUUGAUCAACACUGGUCUGUCCUGGGUUCUGAGGGCUUUAACUCAGGGACUCACAGCUGGGAUGUUGAGGUUGGAGACAGUACAGAGUGUUCCCUUGGUGUGUUAGCAGAGUCGGUCCAGAGGAAGGGACGCAUACAGUCUGGAUUGUGGAGAAUAAUGUUCUUUAAAAGUAAAUACUUUGCAUCGUCACCACCAGCUCCACUCACUGUUCUUGAAGUACAGAAGAAGCUCCAGAGGAUCAGAGUGAAUCUGGACUGGAACAGAGGAAAGCUGUCAUUCUAUGAUACUGAUACUAACACACACAUACACACCUUCACACGCACUUUCACUGAGAGACUGUUUCCAUACAUUGGCACUAAAGAUGAGCUGAAGAUAUUACCACUGAAGAUCAGUGUGACAGGUAAACUGGGCAGUUAGAGAUGAAGAGGAUGAUUAUAUUGGUGAUGUUUAAGGAAAAGUCACUGAAUUUAACUCUUUAAAUUCAAGUUUAAUGCUGUUUGGACAUCAUUUACUUAUGGCCAAAUUUUGAGAAAGGUUGAUGCACCUGUUUGGAUCUGUGGCGCCCCCCACGGAGCAAUUUCAAAAUUACUUUGCUUAAGUGGUUCAACAUUAUUGUUUACUAUCAGAAACAGAAUCAGAAAUACUUUAUUGAUCGCUGGGGGGAAAUUAUGAUUCACUAUGUUACAUCCUGCAAGUUUUUGGAAAAUUAAACAAACAUUUUAUGAUUUUCAGUCUGAUUUGUGAUGUCCCAUAUCCAUUUCUUUACAUUUUUGGCACCCCCUAGUGGUUGAUUUGAAUGAAACUUUCAGGGUGUGUUGCUGGUACGUCUUCAGACAUUUCCUGCAAUUUGUAAUAAUUGGCCUAAUGGUUAUAGAGUUAGGUCUGUUUAUGUAAAGGACCACUCCCCCUCCAAAAUUCAUUGUUCAGUGUCUUCAGCAGGCAAUUCAAUAAAUCAAGAAGCUUUUGAUACCUUUUGUUAAGCUAGAUCCGAUAAUGAUCCACAGAAAGUUUUUUUUACAAAUUGGAACUAUGAUUUAGGAGGAGAAGUCAAAAAUGUGUUUUUCAAAAAUUUCAAAAUGGCAGAAAAUGUUACAGUGGGACCUUAAUGAUGGUUGUGUGUUUUUCGUGGACCUUGUUUGGUUGGACUUGUGUGUCAAAUAUCAAGUCAUUCAGACUUACGGUGUGAGGGGCAUGGCCUUUUGUGCCCCCAUCUUACCAGUUGGCGUCAUAUUUCUUCCAAUCGUUGGUGAAAAUUUCAUGUGUUUACAAUGCAUCACCUCAUGGAAAUUUGUGAAAACAUUUCUGAAGGAAAGAAGAAAAAAAAGAAGUCAAAGCAAAAACAAUAGAAUUUUAGCCCUGUGGUCUUGAACCCCUUAAUAUGGCAGUAUAAAAAAUUGACAAAAAAUCUUGUUAAUCUAAUUCUUACUUAAAAGGUUCUUUAAUCUUAUGCCAAAAUCAUUCCACAUAAACAUAAUUUAUAUGGUGAAAACUUGUUUAUAAGAACAUCACAAAUGUGGGUGGCUGUGGCUCAGGAGAUCAGGCAGGUUUUCCAGUGAUCACAUGGUUGGAGGUUCAGUCCCCAGCUCCACCAAUCUGCAUAUUAAAAUGGCGAGACCAUGUAUCCCACAUUGCUCCCCAAUGUUGACCUGCUGCCAUCAUUGUGUGAGUGUGAAUGUGUGAGAAUGAAAGGAAACAAAUGUGAGAAGAAAAAAAAGACAGAGGAAAUACUUGUUAUAAUUGCAUUUACUAAAUAAUGACAGUAAAAUUAAUGAUUAACAUGAACACAUUAUUCCAGUAGAAAUCUCUUGUGGUCAUUUGGCAAUCUCUGCUGGGAGAGUGAAACGAUGUUUUUCUGAUAUGAACUACUGAUACCACUUUCACACUAUAUGUCAUGGAAGCUGUUACCUUUAAGAUGGCCCAUUCCCCAAAUCCCUUUUUACCCAUUACCUAUGAUACUGCAUCAUAUGUCCUCCUUUCCUGUGAUACUCCAAGAUACCUCAUGAUUACAGAAAGACCAAAGACCAUCAUUCCCAUAAUAAUCCAGGCUGUCUCUUUCGGGAUGUAUUCUAUGGUUCCUAUUCAGAUGCUCAAAUAAAUAUGGCACACUGUUUUCUU